Messenger RNA from Annulohypoxylon truncatum, 2136 nucleotides. RefSeq lists its product as uncharacterized. Lineage: Eukaryota; Fungi; Ascomycota; Sordariomycetes; Xylariales; Hypoxylaceae. The transcript is spliced from 3 exons. The record is from RefSeq and is a predicted model, not a curated record. The coding region runs from base 113 to 1753 and encodes 546 amino acids.
GGAAACCUUCGAUUUCGGACAAACCCAAGAUUAGACGUCGCUUUUAAAAAUCAUCAAUUCCACGUUAUAGACAUCUUUUUUAAUUCCAGGACCAUUGCCCAUUGCGCCAAAAAUGCGCUCUACCUCUCUGCCCCAGGAGAUCAUUCUCUUGUUAUGCCAAGAGCUUGCUGCGCGUCGUGACUUUGGUACCCUUUUCAGCUGUUCUCUCGCCAGUAGAAGAGUUGCGUCCAUCGCCUUGGAACAGAUCUAUAGUAUCCAAGAAUUAUCCUCGAUUAGCACCGGUGACGAUAAUAAUCGGCUCGAAUGGGCACGAUUAUGGAGAUCUAUCAUUCUCUCCAGUAUUGGGGAAACCGCAUAUCCCUAUUGCGUCUAUGUUCGCUCCCUCUCAAUUGGCAAUCUAGACGAUUGCCUUAGAGAUAUUCACCAAGAGACACGAGUUAGAAACUUCUUUUUUGAAGGUCCUAUGGAACAAUUCUAUGUGGUACGAGAUGGACGCCCGGCUAUCGCGACUAUAAUGAACAAGUGCGCCGAUUCCAUCAUCAAACGCAUAAAGAUGUCGGCAGAUUCGAGAGGUGCAACAGUAGCUUUGGAACAUUUAGAAGGGACUCAUAUUCCUCACGAUAUAUUGCCCGGUUGGAUAGCACAGCUUCGCGGUCUGAGGUCUCUACGUAUUAGAGACGGGUCGGUGCUCGGUCUUGAUGCUGCCAGAGCCAUAUCUCAAUACUGUCCUAACUUUGCGGACCUGACCUGCUACUAUUACGUUAGCUCCGAUGCCGACGACGAUCUGGCUAGUUUUUUCUUGACACUCCGCCCCAAUAGCCUUCGAAGUUUUGAAAUCAUCAGUAAGAAUGAAAUUGGUCCGAACACUUUGAUGGCGCUGAAUUCCCAUGCGAAAUCUCUUCGGAGCCUCUCACUCAGAAGCAUAACCGUACAAGCUAAGAAAGCUCUCCACCAAUUAUUCAGUUGCACUGGUCUAGAGACGCUUGUAAUCGAGAACAGCGGUCUUUACAACUGGGUAGACAUGGAAGACUACGGCGAAGGGGUACUCAAAGGGAUAAUUGCUUGGAUAAGCAGUUGCAAAUCCCUUAAAGACCUAAGCUUACACGUCCCGCAAGCUUUAAUUAUAGGUAAUGGGGUAUUAAUGGCGCCCGACAUCCGCCUCACCUCAUUAUCCAUGUUGGAUAUUGGAUUGGUAUCCGAAGAAGCAGAGAACUUAGACUGGGCUGUGCUUCGCUCACAAGAUCGCCUCAAAUCUUUGACCCUCGGUCUAAUGAGCAAUUUGAACACAAACGGUCUCAUCAUUGACCAGGGCAUGAGAUUGGUGGAUUCGAUCUGUCUACUGAAGAAUCUGACGUCCCUGAAUCUUAUGCUGUCGUAUGUCACGGCUGUUGAAGUAACUCAAUUUGCUUUGUCGCUACCAAACCUCUCCGAAUUCAGCUUCAGCGGCGACAUGAUGGACGAUACUAUACUAAAACAUCUAGGCCGUCUUUCCAAGUUGAAGGUUCUUUCUGUCAAUGCUCUCUCUGCUUUUAGCUUCGACGGGCUAUAUGAUUUUGCCGCGAAGCUUAACACGCCGGAUCAUAUGGGGAUUAGGGUGGAUAUCUUGAACCAGGUGGGAGAACUCAAAUUCAGGGAAUCCGACUUCGCGCAGUUACAACAGUACUUUAUGGGAACGCUCCAAGGUCGAAUCGAGAUUACCUACUUUAUGGACCCGGACGAGCUUCAUGAGACGGAUUUCUCGGACACCGAGUAGUAUGUAGACGCUGAAUAGGUACGAUUUAGGCACUGGGCUUAAUUCCGACAUUGAGCAGAAUGAAUAUCUUACUCGCGCUUACGUUUGAGGAUCACAUUACUUAGAGUAUUAGGAAAUUUAACUGUGGUGUUAUUAUCAAGGUACCUAACCUAGCUCAUGUAGACACCCCAGUUCAUUCAUUCCUGGCUUAUUAAACCAGGUUCCUUCGUAUCAAGACGACCCAUCCCGGCACCUUGCUUCUGACUUCAUUCGUCCUUAGGACUUCUUCAUGCUGCUGCGUUCUUAGUUGAACACAUCGCCAUCAGCCAUGUUCUCCGCGCUCAUAAUGAACGUGACAUGUUCGUCAUAAAUGUCAUCGUCCUCGUCGGAAGAACAGUCCUCGU